Molecule: messenger RNA, 1416 nt
Organism: Papaver somniferum (opium poppy)
Lineage: Eukaryota; Viridiplantae; Streptophyta; Magnoliopsida; Ranunculales; Papaveraceae
Product: aspartic proteinase CDR1-like
Exons: 1
Coding region: 1-1416 (471 amino acids)
Cellular component (GO): extracellular region
Source: RefSeq, a predicted model, not a curated record
AUGGGUCCGGUCACUCUUUUCAUUCUUUUUCUCACAAUUUCUUAUGUCUCCAUAUUACAAAUAAACUCAGCCAUUGCAAUUAACCCAAGUGGGUUUAGUUUGAAGAUCAUCCAUAGUGACUCUAAAGAGUCACCUCUGUAUCCAGGUGAUCAUUUAACACCAGAAGAAAGGUUACAAAGACUCGUCCAACAAUCAAAAGAUCGAGCACGUUAUGUUGGAUUACAAGUAUCAAGUUCCAAUAAAACCACAAACUCGAUAAACCCCGAUGCUAUAAGCAUACCCGUGUCUUACGAAGGUGUAGGAGCAUUUUAUGUUGCAGAGAUAGGAAUAGGUACUUUUCCUCCGCCUCUACAAUCUUACGAGAAAAACUACUUAAUUGUUGAUACUGGUAGCGAGAUUGUAUGGACUCAAUGCGCAGGUGCUCUAAUUAAGUCUAAAUAUUUCCAUCAAGACAAACCCUUAUAUCCUGCAGGAAAUUCAAGAACCUAUGAACCUCUUCUUUGUCAGGGUCAUCACCCUCUUUGCUUCCCAGGAAGAUGUGAGGCAGGCAUAUGCACUUACUUAGCAUCUUACCCAUCGACCGCAUUUUCGAGGGGUGUUUUGGCUAAAGAAAAAUUCACGGUAAAUUCAGAUGAAACUUUUGAUAUUAUCAUGGGUUGUGGCUUUUGGCAAAAUGGUUUCGAAAAACAAUCUAUCGGUUCUGGUUCUAAAAGAGGGAAACAUGAUCUUGUUACUGGAGUACUCGGUCUAGGAUCGGGGCCUAGGUCCCUUACAAGUCAAUUAAAAAUAAGCACCUUUUCCCACUGUCUGAAGCCAUAUUCUGGUUUUUUCACAGUUCCAACCACGUACUUAAGGUUUGGUUCAGACGCGACAAUCGGAGGUGGAUUACUAGGAGCAUCCAAAACUCCCCUUGUUGCUCCUCCGACUGGCCUCGGUCCAUAUUUGUUGAAUUUAGAGGGUAUUAGCAUAAUGGGGCUUAGAAUCCCCUUCCUUGGAAAAAGUGAUUUCGAAUAUGAUCGGCGUACCGGAAAAGGAGGUUUUUUCAUAGAUUCAGCGACUCCAAUCACAGUUAUGCACAGACCACAAUAUAAUAAAGUUGCAGAUACGCUUAUUGCAUAUUUUUAUGCGUUCGACAUUUAUUGGAUUCCAUUAUUAAAACACGGUAAUUUUAAGACUUGUUUUCUGAUACUUAACAAGGAGAUCCCGUAUCCACCUAUGACACUUCACUUUGAAGGCGCGGAUUUUGUACUCGACAAACCGGAGACUAUCUUUUCUAUCGGUCUUCUUGAUUUUUGUUUAGCUAUUAUUCCAUCCGACGCGAAUGUAAACAUUCUUGGAGCAAUGCAGCAAGCUGACAAAAAGAUGUUGUAUGAUACUUCUGAUCUGACACUCUCAUUUGCUGCGGAGGAUUGCUAA